Copidosoma floridanum is the source of this 1317-nucleotide messenger RNA. RefSeq lists its product as uncharacterized. Lineage: Eukaryota; Metazoa; Arthropoda; Insecta; Hymenoptera; Encyrtidae. The record is from RefSeq and is a predicted model, not a curated record.
GUUUCUUUUGUCAACGACAUGUCCAGCAACGUGGUGAUGAUUAUACUUUUUGCCAGUGUGUUAAGAUUGUUUAAUGAAAUGCGCGGUUGUAGUGCUGCUCUGGUUAGAGAUGGUGACAGUUACUACGUCAAUUGCGGCAACGAUGACGGUAAAACUGCCCGAAACGGUGAUAAAUUAAAAACAAAAUCAAGACCCAAGAGCACUGUUGGUGCAUCGACCACGCCAAAGCUUACUUCGGCGCAAAUCGAUGCCAGAUCGAGGUUUCAUCCAUGCGACCCUCGUUUUAGCAAGCCGGAAUGUUGGUUUGAUCCUCGUGAUUGUUUGCCAUUCGGGUACAAAGACUCCGGCAUACAAGCCGCUCGUCGCUGCAAACACAACGAAGUGUGGAUACGCGGUGCGUGUCGUUUGAGAGACUGACAAAUUUUAAAUUCAUGUGCCGCGCACGUCCACGAUAUUUGUUGUAAUGCAUGUGGCAAAUCGUUGAGUUUUCGCAAUGAAUCAUUUAAAUCCAUAGUUUUGUUUUAUCAUGAGCAAAUACCUAUCUAUUGUGCGAGUGAAUACCUUUUGUACACAAGCGUCUUGAUCGUAGGAUAAUACAUAAGAGCGGACGAGGGAAAAAUCGUUAAAUAGAAAUAGAUAGAUAUCGAUGAAUACAUCACGGAAACUUGUUUUUUUAAAUCAUAUUCUCACUCUUUCAGCAUUUACGUAAACGGCAGUAGUAACAAACAGCUCGUCAGAGUAUACGUAGGUCGAUUUUUCCUUCUUCUACCAAUAAAAUGUCUCGCAUUGCGGUGAUUAUGUUACUUUCCAUGAAUAUGCUAUGGUUUGUCAAUCUUAUGAAUGAAUGUCGUGCUGCUCCGAUUGACGAUGCUGGUGACAGUGAUUAUGAGAAUCGUAGUGAUGAUUAUGACAGUAACCAUGACAGUGACAAUAUAAACGAUGAUGGCAGGAAUGACGACGAUAGUAACAGUGACGAUGCUAACCAUAAAAAAAGUGCCAAAAAAUUAGUAAACAACAGCAGCCCACACACGAGCGGAUCAACUAGGCAAGAGCUCACGGCGGAACAAAUUAAAGCCAGAUCACAAUUUCAUCCAAUGGAUCCUCGUUACAAGAGGCCAGAGUGCUGGUUUGACCUUCACUUGUGCACUCCGUCAGGUGGAGCAGGAAUUUUUGCUGCCAAGCGAUGUGGUCUUAGUGAGGUUUGGGUCCAUGGUGCUUGUCGCCCAAAAGACUGAAUAUCGAAACUUUUGGAAAAAAUUUUCUUCCUUUGUUUGUACUAUGUUCUUAAGCGUCAAAAUAAUAUAUGUUUGCGACAAA